CCGGAAAUUCACGAUGAGGCUGGCAUCGCAGCAAGUCAGUCGAAAGCAGUGGCUAGUCUCGCCUGACAGUGCAGUACAAGCACGCCAUGGUGCACUAUUUCUCAAUUUGGCCGUGUGUUUGUUGACAAACAUUGCAAAUCCUUGGGACCAGGGGUGGCAGAGCUAUUUCUCAAGUGCUUUCGAUCGGAUGAUAGCCGAAGAGGCAAACAUUCGUCUGGUAGGUUACCUUGCCGAUCAAUCAUAUGGGUAGGAAGAAUAGUUUUCUUUGGAUCUUAUCGUGCCAUAGAUGGGUGUAUAUGCGUGCGUUGCGUUGUUGUGGGUUUCACCGAU
Aaosphaeria arxii CBS 175.79 is the source of this 330-nucleotide messenger RNA. RefSeq lists its product as uncharacterized. The coding region runs from base 14 to 250 and encodes 78 amino acids. Lineage: Eukaryota; Fungi; Ascomycota; Dothideomycetes; Pleosporales. The transcript has 2 exons. The record is from RefSeq and is a predicted model, not a curated record.